AUGCCGCCUAUGUACAAUCCCCGUCGCCCAUCGCCAGUUCGCCAUCCAUCCAUCGAUCCCUCCUACUCCUCCUUGACCACGACGGCGACGCGCGCGGCAAUGGCGAUCUCCUCCGGGCCGGCGGGCGCAGCCACGGCGGCCCCGCGCCGCAGGAGCAGGUCGACGGUGCUCCUGAUGGCCAACUACGCGGCGCUUCUGAUCGGGUCCGUCGUCUCCAGCCUGCUCUCCAGGUUCUACUUCGAGCACGGCGGGCAGAACAAGUGGGUGGUCACGCUUGUGCAGUCCGCGGGGUUCCCGACGCUCGUGGUCGCCGCGUUCCUCGCCGGCCGGCCCGUUUCCGCGCCUCGGCCGUUUCUUUGGUUCUCGCGGCGCUUCCUGGCCGUGUGCCUGUUCAUCGGCGCGCUCAUGGGCGUCAACAACCUGCUCUUCGCCUACAGCUCGUCGCUCCUGCCGGUGUCCACCUCGUCGCUGCUGCUGUCCACUCAGCUCGCCUUCACGCUCGUCCUCGCCGUCGCCAUCGUCCGCCACCCUCUCACCUUCGUCAACCUCAACGCCGUUGUGCUCAUGACGCUCUGCUCCGUGCUCCUCGCGCUCCGGUCCGGCGACUCGGGCGAGAGUCCGGACAGGAAGGGAUACAUCAUCGGUUUCGUCGUCACGCUCGGCGCCGCGGGGCUCUUCUCCGCGUACCUCCCCGUCAUGGAGCUGCUGUACCGGGAGGCGGUCUCCGGCGGGUUCAUCCUGGCGGUGGAGGUGCAGGCCGUGAUGCAGGCCAUGGCGUCCGUCGUGGCGGCGAUCGGACUCGCGGCGACCGGCGGUUUCAGUAACGAUGUGGCCCACUGGAAGGGGUCCCACGCCGUGUACUGGGUGGUGGUUGCGACGCUGGUGGUGACGUGGCAGGCGUGCUUCAUGGGCACCGCCGGCGUGAUCUACCUAACGUCGUCGCUCCACAGCGGCGUGUGCAUGGCCGCGGUGCUCACGGCCAAUGUCAUUGGCGGCGUCGUCGUGUUCGGCGAUCCUUUCGGCGCCGAGAAGGCCGUGGCCACCGCGCUCUGCGUCUGGGGCCUCUCCUCGUACCUCUACGGCGAGUACACCAAGAACAAGAAGAAAGACGCUGAUGAUCAGGACGACGACACCAUCCUCCCGGGCGCCCAUGACGACGGCGAGCACAAGAGCCUCACCGCCGGCAGCCGCGAGCCGGGAAGCGAAACCGUCUGA
This is a messenger RNA of Triticum turgidum subsp. durum (durum wheat), 1215 nucleotides long. The record is from the annotation of a GenBank genome assembly. Lineage: Eukaryota; Viridiplantae; Streptophyta; Magnoliopsida; Poales; Poaceae.